CGCGCGCGCGAGGGACGCGACGCAUGACGCGCGCGAAGGAUGCGAUCGUCGUCGACGACGGGAACGACGACGACGACGACGACGACGACGACGACGUGCUCGCGGCGUCGACGCCCCGAGCGACGACGUUCGGGGAACGCGCGAACGCGCGCGUCCGCGCGUUUGACGAUUUCACCGCGGCGUUCGUCGCGACCGAGUCGCUGGACGUGUCGGGGGGACCACGGGACGGCGCUCGGGGAAACGCCGCGGCGCGGUGGAGCGACGAAGCGUUCGCGCGCGCGAUUCGGUGCGAAUUGCGCGAACCGGACGCGAGCGAUGGAUUCAGACGCGCGCCCAGGGGCGAACAUCUCGCCAGACUCGCGACGACGGCGACGUCUGCGCGACGAAGAGCGACGAAGCGCGAGGCGGCCAUCGCGCGCGAGGCGGUUUCCAUUUUACGCUUGUGUGAUGUCGUCGCGCCGGCGACGGCGCUGAGUGCGUCGAACGCCGGUGGCGCGAACGGGUCGUCGGCGAAGAAGAAGCGACGGCGCGAAGUGGUGGAUCUGAGCGAGGCGGACGCGCCAACGGUGGUGACGACGCGCGAAACGUGGACGCCGCUUGAGCACGCGAUUCGAGGCGAAGAGGCCAGUGCGAGCGCACUGAGGUCGCCGGGCGCGGUGCGCGGGCGAGCCGAGCGCGAUUGGAAAUUUUUCAACCAACUUCUCGACGCGUCGACGACGACGAGCGACUCGACGCGCUCGCGCGGAGGCGACGCGUCGAAGACGAGGGGACGUCGUGGCGCCGUGGUGAGCGAUUCAGACGACGAUGAUUCAGAAGCUAAGGCUGCGCGUGCGUACCGAGACGAAGAUCUCGAGAGUGAUGACGAAGACGAGACGAACGAGGAAUACGCGCGCGUCGGAGCGCGGCUGUUGUUUUUGCACUCGUGCGCCGUCUUCUUUCGCGACGCGUACGCGCGCGUGUUCGCCGCUGAGUGUCACGGCGCACUUGGCGGAGAAGCGCGGAAACGCGCGGGAGAAUUGGCGCAAAAUGCACUCCUGUAUAGACUUGUGGUGGACGUCGCGCCCACGGAGGGCGAUCGAAGCGCGUGGUUUGCAAAGAUGGUGGAUGCGUCGUGCUUGGGGAGCGAGCGCGCUGCGCUCGUGGCGCCCAGCGACGCCGGCGGCGACGGCAACGAGGCGCCGAGCCAAGGGAAGAUGAAGCGAUGCAGCGUUUCGCGCGCGUCCUUAGCGCCUUCGACGAGCGCAGGCGCCGAGGAUUGCGGGAUGAAUGAGGUUUCCUCCGCCGCGCGCGACGUGCUCGAGGCGCUGUCGAGUCUUCUCGACGCGUGCGAGUCCAGCGAUGGUGCGAGCCGGAGGCACGUUAAGAUUCGCGUGCAGCUCGAGGAUGCCUAUGCGGAGGCGUGGAAGUGCACGGGCAAGGCUCGACUCGAACUCGAUGAAGCCAAGCGCGCGUUCAUGCGCGAGAUUAGACAUCCAAAGAAUCGAUUGACUCGCGCGCGCGAAAUUUUAGCGAGACGCGUCGACCGUCGACACGCCCCUGGGAUAAUCGAAGGUGGGAUGGGAGGCGGCGGUGGUCGUGGCGCGGUGGAUGUUUUCAACUACGUGGCGGAAGAUGCGGUGCGUGCGAUCAAGGCGCAGCAACACUCCGACGGCUCUGGAGAUUACAGAUCCGCGGCGGCGGCGCUCGGCGUCAUCGUCGGCGCAACCGCGUACGGCGCUCUCGCUCUCGAUCCAUCUGCGAGUACGUUCAAACAUUCCUUCGCGCGAUGUGUCGACGCCUUCGAUGUAGAAACCACUCGAAGCGGCGUCAUCGAUCGCGACGCGAGCGCGUCCCUGGCUUUGGCUUUGGCGUUCUCGUCAGAAGAAUCGGUAGUGUAGACGUACGAAUGCGCGAUGGCCGCCGGCGGCGACUCGGAGAUAUAGUAAGUGACCGGACCGUGACCCCUUGGAUCCGGCGAUUCCAAAAAGUGAAGGGGUCCGUUUUGGAAGAGGAGUGGUGUCGAACCGCAGACGGCGGCGGUGCGGUGCGCGGCGAGAGGACUCACGAGAGAAGGAUGACCGACAUCAUCUUGUAAAA
This is a messenger RNA of Ostreococcus lucimarinus CCE9901, 2076 nucleotides long. RefSeq lists its product with no specific name. The record is from RefSeq and is a predicted model, not a curated record. Lineage: Eukaryota; Viridiplantae; Chlorophyta; Mamiellophyceae; Mamiellales; Bathycoccaceae. The coding region runs from base 24 to 1877 and encodes 617 amino acids. The transcript has a single exon.